Mesocestoides corti is the source of this 4269-nucleotide messenger RNA. Lineage: Eukaryota; Metazoa; Platyhelminthes; Cestoda; Cyclophyllidea; Mesocestoididae. The record is from the annotation of a GenBank genome assembly.
AAGGCGCCUUUCGCAAACACUGAAAGCUAUAAAAUGGUGGAGAACUGUGGACACCUUAAGUACAUUGAACUUGAGAAUUACAAAUCGUAUAAAGGGAAACAGGUCAUAGGACCUUUUAGUACAUUUACAGCAGUUAUAGGCCCAAAUGGAUCUGGUAGGUUACAGUUAAAAUUCUUACAUGCAGGAAAAUCCAAUCUUAUGGACGCUAUUAGCUUCGUACUUGGUGAGCGUACUCGUCACCUGCGAGUAACAAGACUUAGUGUAAGUGUUGAUUUGUACUUAUUUUCUCAGGAUCUUAUCCAUGGGUCGGUCGUGGGGAAGCCUGUUUCAAAGACUGCAAGCGUUACAGCUGUCUAUCAAAUGCCAGAUGGGGUCGAGAAGCGUUUCAGUCGGUAUAUCAGCGUUAACACAUCCGAAUACCGCAUUGACGGGGUCCCCGUGAAAGUCGAGGAAUAUGCUGAAGCGCUCGAGAAAAUACACAUUUUUAUGAAAGUGAAGAAUUUUCUAAUCUUCCAAGGGGCUGUGGAAAGCAUUGCGAUGAAAAAUGCCCGCGAACGUUGUCAGAUGUUUGAAGAAAUUAGUAGAUCUGCAGAAUAUAAAGAAGAGUACGACAGAUCAAAGGCUGAGAUGCAGAAAUUGGAAGAAGAGGCCACAUUCAACCUAAACAAAAAGAAAAAUAUUGUCGCAGAGCGUAAAGAGGCCCGCAUAGAGAUUGACGAAGCGGAAAAGUACAAACGGCUUCAUCAUAAAUGGCUGUCUAAAAGAACCGAAUUGCAACUUUUCCGGUUGUACUACAACGAUGUCGACCUAAAGCGGGUGCACGAAGAGUUACAACAACGCGAGGAAAUAAUUGAACAGGAAAAUGCACACCGACAAACAAUAGAAGAAGAGAUUCGUGAGAAACGACGAGAGCUGGGGAAACUUCAUCGAGAUCAAACUGCAUUAGAACAGGAAAUUAAGAAAUGUGAGCAAAAGGUUUCCAAGAAAAAACCAGAAUACAUUAAAGUGUCCCAACUAUUGCGUCAUGUGAGUGAUAAGCACAAGGAAUCGAAGAAGUCGUUGGAAAAUGCACGCCAGCAGCACAGUAGUCACCGCCAAGAGAUGGAUCAGCUCGAAGCUGAGUAUUCGCGCAUUUUAGCCCUAAAGGAAGAGUACGAACACCAACAAAAUAAAAAAAGUCAGGAACAAGGACGUUCACUUGAAUUGGAGGAUUCACAGUUAGCAGAGUACCAUAGGCUAAAACAGAAGGUGGCGCAACAUACGUCGAAUCUUUCAACCCAGCUCGAUGCCCUUAGACGCGAGUAUGACGAACAAAAAGAUCUCUCCGAUGGCCUUGAAAGACGCAAAGAAGAAAUCGAAAAUUCUCUUCGCCUGAAGCAAACUGAACUCAAUGACAAUCAAAAGCGUCUUCAGCGGCUGAUAGAGUUUAUUGAGUCUAGUCACCGUUCUAUUGCUGAGCUAUCAGAAACGGAGAAGAUCAUUGGCGAGGAAGUUGAGAACGCAACAAGAAGAAUUGAGGAAAUUAACUCGGAAUUGGAAACAGUGAUUUGUCAGUUGGGCGAAGCCAAAGUUGAACGUCACGAGUCCUCUCGAGCCGUUAAGAAACAGGAACUAAUAGAGAAUCUCAAACGGCUCUUCCCGGGUGUGCAUGGCCGUCUCAUGGAGAUGUGUGAACCAUCGCAUAAGCGUUACCAAAUUGCCAUCACCAAAGUCCUUGGUAAAUACAUGGACAGUAUCGUCUGUGACAGCGAGAAGACCGCAAAAGAUUGCAUUCAUGAAAUCAGUGAUCCACCAAACGUGCACUUGGUGAUUGAUGUCAUUAACUGUGACCCUGUCAUAGCAAAAAAGGCCCUCCAAUUCGCUUGUGGCAAUGCUCUUGUCUGCGACACCGUCGAACACGCACGUUAUGUUGCCUAUAACAUGGGUGACCGGAAGAAAACUGUUUCCCUUGAUGGAACGCUCUUUCAGCGAUCUGGAAUCAUCUCGGGAGGUGCAAGUGACCUUAAGGCCAGAGCUAAACGAUGGGACGAAAAGCAAAUAAGCUCGUUAAUGGCUCGACGCGACGCCCUUCACGCCGAGUUAAAGGAACAGUUGAAACGAAAGCGGAAGGAGGCUGAACUCCGGACUCUUCAAUCACAGAUCAAUGGUCUUGAAAAAAGGCUAAAGUACACGCAGAAGGAUAAAGAGAGCACGGAAGAAAGACUUCUCAGUGGAAAUGAAGAGGAGAUGAACAACUUGAGGGCCAAAUUAGAAGAAGUGAACGAGCGCCUGAGUAUGUGCCAAACGAAAAUGCAGGAACUUCAAAUCUCCAUCAAUGCCGAAAAAGCAAAAAUGGAUAAUGUUGAGGAUACGGUGCUGCAUGACUUUUGUGUCAGUAUCGGAGUAGAGAACAUUCGAGAAUACGAAGACCGUGAGCUACGCAUUGCUCGUGAACGGGAUAGGAAACGCAUGGAGUUUACUAACCAACUUCAGCGUAUCAACAAUCAAUUGGAAUAUGAGAAAUCCCGUGACACUCAAGCUGCGGUGCACCGUUGGGAGGAAACAGUACAGAGUGAGCGUUUGGAGAUGGAUCGCUGUAAGAAGCAAGAGAAACGUCUGAAAGACGAGAUGGAGGUGGACGAAAUUCGCAAAAGUGUGCUCGAAUCCCAAUUGGGCGAGUAUCAGCGGAAAGGUGAGCAUCUGGACUCCGAAUUGGCUGAACUCAGCCGACGCCUGGUCACGCGGAAGCGCGAAAUUCAGAAACUCCAGAAGGAGCUGAGCCAGAUUGAAGCACGGCUCGAAGCCAAACGCUCCGAACGACACUCGUUGCUCCAGUCGGCGAAGAUGGAGGAUCUUCAGUUGCCGUUGAAGCCCGGCGCAAGUUCAAUGCCAGAACUGGAAAGUCAGUUGUCGGCAGAGAGCGAGGGUGCCGAUCUCAACUCCGAAGAAAUGAUGCGCGUCUAUGCCAUGGAGGCCCGACUGCUGCUUGACUACAAGCAACUCGAAAAGCCUCUCCGCAUGAUUGCUGACGAAAAGGAAGUCAAUCGGAAAGCGGAUGAGAUGCAAGCUGAAAUAGACCGAAUGCAAAACGAAUUAUCGCGAUUCCAAGCGCCUAACUUAAAGGCAGGGGCAAAACUGGGCAAUGUGGAGCAGCGUCUUCGCUCGACGGAGGCGGAGUUUGAGGAAACACGACGCAAAGCGAGGAAAGCUCGGGCUCAGUUUGAGAGGAUUCGUCGCCUCCGAUGCAAUGCCUUUAUGAAGUGCUUCCUUUCCAUCGCGGACAACAUCGAUCCCCUCUACAAAGCACUCUCGCGCAACCCUGGUGCUCAGGCUAGCCUUCUGCCCACAAAUGCCGAAGAGCCCUACUUGGAAGAGUUGCAGUUUCAGUGCGUAGCGCCGGGAAAACGUUUCCAGCAGAUGGACUCCCUCUCUGGUGGCGAGAAGACAAUCGCUGCGCUUGCUCUCUCCUUCGCCAUGCACCAGUACAACCCAUCGCCUUUCUUUGUCCUUGACGAGAUUGACGCCGCACUUGACAAUACCAAUAUCGGCAAGGUGGCCUCCUUCAUCCGUGAAUAUUCGCGCACCCGCGCGCAAGUUAUCGUCAUUUCACUGAAGGAAGAAUUCUAUUCGCGAGCAGACUCUCUUAUUGGCAUCUAUCCUGAUACGAUUUCAAGGGCGCGCAAAGAGGUUGAGGAGUGCCUCAUACAGUGCAGAGACCUCUUGCUCAAGACUGAGGUUGAGACUCUCACCCCCAAGUCCUUUCCCGAAUGCGCCCAGUUGACUGCCGAACUGGGUCUCUCUGGUGACACCAUACUCGAGGCCAGCGUCAAGGUCACGCGGCCCUCAGCACCACCGUUUACAGCUUACAUCCGCGAGGGUUACGGGACACCGUUUAAGUUACAGCAAAUGCAGGAUUGUUUGAAUUAUGUCUGUCAAGCCCUCUCCUGCUGUCACAAUGCUCCUCUACUCGACUUGUGGACGUGCCUACAAAGUGCGCUCAAAUCACUAACCAUCCCACCUUCCAAUGUAUUCUCUGGGUUCGAAAAAUCGGAUACUCGUGUUUGCUUCUACCCUCCCCUUUCACCGGAUACCAUUCUGCAAAUUUACUUAGACGGAGCAGACCUCGUCCUAUGUGUGUACUUUGUGUCUCUUGACAAAUCCAAACAAAACUUCGGCUCAGCUGUCCGUCUUCGUGUUGUGUGUUCCAUUCCACGGCUUCGAGAAAUCCUCCUCCUUCUCAAGGAGGCGAGCAACGCCGUGGCGUUUUGCAUGAAUGUGGUAUGCAAAUAA